UGACCUCGACUCUCCCGACCCUUCCUGAUUUGCGCAACUCAUUGACCAUCUCCAUCAAGGGCUCUCCGCCUCGAGAAAGUGCUCCGACACUGGUCUACCGGCUUAUCAAUAUGGCGCAUAACCAGAACGGUCACUACUACUACCAUCAACCACCGCCGUCGCAGCCCUACCCGACUCAAUAUUCGGACAGCGAUAAUGCGGACAACUCUCAUCCCGGACUCUACGGUGCAGGCGUCGCACCACAUGGCUCGAAUACCCCAUACUCGGCCACAUCCAAUGUACCGGAACGGACCAGAAGUGUGGCCGCUCGACAGAACGACGAACUGUUCAUCGGAUCACCGAUGAACCCAUCAGCAUCCCCCACCAGACAAUCGUCGAGUGCGGGAUACCCAUCUUCGAACCCACAGCCGGCCUACAACCCCCAGAACUACGCAAAUCCCCCUCCCACACCCCCAGUUCAUGGAAAUAACUUUUACUCGCAUUCCUCUGCGGAAGGCAGGCCGAGGGCCCCAAGUUCUGGCGGUCAUUCGCAGUAUAACCCUGCUGACUAUGCGGACCCGAACAUCCAACGCCAUUCGAGUGUCGCGUAUCCUGCCGGGGCAUAUGGCCCUUCUUCCUCAUAUGCGAUCCCUUCUCCACCGGUCCAUCAAUAUUCCUUCGCACGAACGCAGUCAACCCAUCCUUUCCGACAAUCCACACUCCCUUAUCCCUCACAGACCACGGCGACCGGCGGGGAUCGUUCCGCGUACACCCCCCCCGCCCCUCCUCCGCUUCCGAUGUUAGCAUCCUCUCCAGAUGAACAUAUUGACGUCAAUAGCCGAUUCUCUCAACGACAGCAGCACCCAGUUCCUCGCCACAAUUCAGAACCGUAUCGUUCCCAAAUCCAACCAUCGCCUCUUCCUUCCACCCUACCGCUUCGGCAUCCGUCCAACGGUCAAUCCGACCGCUUCACCCCAUCGCCUUACGCAUCCACGGGCCACUCAUCACCACAACGGCAAGAGUCGCUACGACACCCACAAUUACGACCGCUGCCAGGACCGCCCAUUGAACCGGACCAGACAUACCCGGCGAAUGGGCUUCCUUACGAUCAGAACGAGGGGUCGCAGGAUCGUCUUUUCGAUGAAGUGGAAGAGGCCAUGAAUAUGCACACGGGAGUACGGAGUCCUCGCAUCGAACUGACCGAAUCUCAGUCCCACGGAUUGCACGGCAGCGAGACGUUGACUCGGCGCAGCACGAAUGGCCACUUGACACCGGAGGUGGGACGCCCGGCUUACAGCGAUGAAAGUGACGCGGAGGCGGUUGGUGGCCUGGAAGCGAUGCGGCUUGCCGACGAACAAGACCAGCGAGACGAAUACCGACGCCGAAGCGGACAAAGCACAUUGUUUGGCACCUACGCGGCACCAGCAGGUCCACAGCCGUCGCAGCCCCAGGACAUUCCCAGUGAUAGCGAUGGCGUCGGCAUCGAUCUGAUGUCCUACGGUGGAACCUUCCAACCCUCGGUAUCAUACGGGGGUGAUCCGGGCCAGUUGGCUGCCCGGCAGUCUUCACUGCGGACCGUUGAGAGUCGAAAUGGAGGUCUUUCUUCUUCCGGAUCUCAACGACGGUCGGAAACGAGUGACGCCGAGACCCUGUACGAGAACGAAGUCUACGGUGGUCCAUACGCGAGAGUGGACGCUUUCGGGACGGGAGGUUUGGCCGAACCUUCCGCACAGCGACGACGCCUGAGUUAUGAUGAAGGAGAUGAAUCAAAUUUCCUCAACGACGGCGGCCUCGCACCGGGAGAUCCUCCGGACUUAUUCUAUCAUCCCGGGAUGUCGAACCACCGCCCUCUGCCCCUACCUCCACCUGGCGAGGCUCUCCCCGGUGGAACUGCACCAUACCCAAUGGAAUGGAAUCAAGGCGGUAACCUGACAUUUCCAUCAUACCCCCAAGGACCGGAAGCGCCUCCCCCAACCGUGCUUAGCCCAAUCACUGCUGGAGUCGGUUUGCAACCUGGAAGGGCCAUAUCCCUCAUAUCACACUCCAACACCGCUCAAACACCCGCACCGAUACGAUCCAAGACCGACGCUGAAUACCGGUCCCAGCGCCAGCAGGCCGGGAAACCAGUGCCUGGCGAUAGCAGCGGGAAUACGACCGCAAGUGCCAGUGCGGUAGCUCUCGAUUUACCCACAUUGCCGAUCGCCCGCCGCUUUAAUCCUUCCAAACUGAGUACGACCGAUUUCAAGCGGUGCCCAGAGCCAUGGGCGUUGAGCUCGAUUAUAUCGUGGCUCAAAUUCAUGACCGAAGGCGAAAACGAGCUCAAGAAAGGUCCGAUUGUCGAAGGCCUGGUCGCUCUGUUCACACACAAGGUUCCGACGAUGAACAUCGCUGAUGCGGAGACCCUCAGUACAACGGUCGUCCAGAACAUGUUCCAAGCCGGUGUUCUGGAGAGGGAAGAGGAAUGGCUGAAGUUUAGUUCGGAGUCCAUGACCGGCGUCAUCUUCCAGUUAUCCGGGGCCGGUUGUUACGCUUCGAAACUGCAUGAAUCCAACGCCAGCGGUCGUUGUUACUCGCACCAUUGCCAACGGACGCUAAAAAAGAUCGAUCUCAAUAAGCAAUCCGUUUUGAAGCCGACCGACGACUGGGCAACGUACUACAAGAUCAAGAAAGAGGAUGUCGAGGGCGUCUCGUCGAAAGAGGUCGAACGACAGAACAUCCUUCACGAGAUCGUGCAAAAGGAAGAAGGCUUUAUGGAUCAAUUGGAUGUGCUCCGAAUUCUCUACCGCGAUACGUUACAGACGUCCAACCCACCUUCGAUCGAACCGAAACGCCUGAAGAAAUUCCUCCAUGCGGUGUUUGGUAAAGUCGACGCCGUUAAGAAAGCCAACGAGGAGUUCCUUCUCCCGCAGAUGAAGUAUCGUCAACACGAGCAGGGACCUUGGAUGGUGGGGUUCAGUGACAUCUUCCGCGAAUGGAUCCGGAAAGCCAAGGUGGCCUACACGGAGUACGCCGCGGCCUUCCCUCAUGCGACAUUCUUGGUCCGGCAAGAAAUGGAGCGCAACAUCCCUUUCCGGAUGUUCAUCGAUCGCGCUCGGAGCGAUCCUCGCUCCAACAAACUCGCUUGGGAUACGUACCUGAAGGCUCCUAUUACACGCCUUCAGCACUACGGGUUGCUACUGGACACGGUGCUCAAGAAAACCAUCCAAGAUUCGGACGAGAAGCGAAACUUGAUCGUGGCAAUCGACGAGAUCAAAGCGGUUACCCACGAGUGCGACGCCAAAGUGGCGGAAAUGAGCCGGAAAGUGGAUUUGACCGAUUUGCAGAGCAAGUUAAAGUUGAGACAGGGCAUGCAACGCGUGGAGUUGAAUCUCGACCAUCUCGGCCGCGAACUCAUCUUCAAAGGAGACCUGCAGCGGUUGGGGACCACGAAAUUUUCUCUGCUGGAGACGCAUGCAUUGCUGUUCGACCAUUUCCUCGUGUUGGCGAAAUCCGUGACGGAGAGAGAAGGGGAUGCGAAAUCGGAAAAGUACGACGUCUCGCGACUGCCCAUCCCUAUGGACUUGCUGCUAUUAGAAAGCCGAGACGAUGAUCCUGUGAUCAAAUCGACUGUCAGAGGCAUUGCUGCGGUAGCGCCACGAGUCGCACCGGCUCUAGAACCACGAUCCAGCCGUACAUCAUCGCAUCAAAGCCCUGGUCCUGGGAGCAUCACUCAUACCAAUACCAACGUGUCGGUGGCUUCGUCGUCUUCGAGUUCUUCUAACAAGACCAUGGUACCAAACCCGGUUAUCGAUCCCAAGGAAGACAAAAUCUUGUACCCGUUCCGAAUCAAGCAUCUCGGUAAGGAUACCUAUACUCUAUUUGCACCCACGUUGCAGAACCGGGACGAAUGGUGCGAUCGAAUCAUCGAGGCAAAAACGCGACAUGCGACCGCGUUAUUCGCACAGAAUGCCGAGCCUUUCAAACUGAGAGUGAUGGCGGAUGCGGCAUUUGCGCACGAUUCCACCGUCGUGGGACAGAAGACCAUUGUCAUCCAGGGAACACCGCUUGACCGGGCGGUACGAGAAGUGGAAAAUACGUUUGUCAGCGCCGGCCGACCGUCGCCCAUCUGCAGAGCCAAGGUCAAUUGCGCCACAAGCUUCACGCAAGGAAAGAAGCCCAUGCUCGCCGUCGGCACGGAUAUCGGCGUUUUCAUAUCGGAGAUGAACAAUCCGCGAGGCUGGAUGAAGGCAAUCACCGCGCUCAAGGUAGCACAGAUUGCCGUGCUCGAAGAGUUCGGACUCUUCCUACUCAUCUCGGACAAAUCCCUCAUCGCAUAUCAUCUCGACGUCGUAUGCCCUUUGAAUGGCGGAUCGACGGGCGAUUCUGCGCGAAAGGCUCCUCUGAAACUCUCGGGUAGCCGCGACGUGGGUUUCUUCGCUACUGGGCGAAUGAAAGACCGUGUUCUCGUCUUCUACAAGAAACGCGAAGGCCUCUCCUCGACGUUCAAGGUCCUUGAACCCAUCUAUCAGAAAGCCAGUGAGAAGAAGAUGCGUGGGUUUAUGAGGUCUGGCCGGACCGAGUUUUUCCGCGAGUUCGACGAGUUCUACAUCCCGACCGAAUGCAUGGGCAUCAGCCUCUACAACACCUCCCUUGCCGUCUCCACCCUUCGCGGCUUCGAAAUCCUGACACUUGACAAGAAGCAGCCAUGGAGUGUCCCGGAUCUCCGACAACCGCACGUCGCGACCAUCGCGCAACGAUUGGCUAGUCAAACGCCGCUCGGCAUGUUCCGACUUUCCGACCAAGAUUUCCUUCUUUGCUACGAAGAGUGUGCGGUGUACGUCAACAAGCAUGGCGACAUUUCCCGCAGUGUGAUCAUGGAAUUCGUCGGCAAAGCACGCAGCGCGGCGCUGCAUGGUCCAUACAUCCUCUUGUUCGACCAGGAUUUCGUCGAGAUCCGCAACGCGCAGGAUGGCAGAUUGAGGCAGGUCAUCGCCGGACGCGACGUCAAAUGUCUGGACGACGGACGUAGCGGGAGCAGCCAGGGAUCGCGGACGAUCAAGGUGAGCAUGCAGCAUCCGGAGGAGCAGCGGAGCCAGAUCGUGGUGGAGUUGGUCGUGAACGAGAGCUUGAAGGAGUGAACAUGGAACAUACCAAAUGGGGUAUUGUUGAUGGCCUUGGGUUUUCGUUGAUUGGCCGGCGGUCUGCUUUUGUUUCCUGGAAACCAGGAGACUUUGCCAUGGUAUUGGUCCU
Eremomyces bilateralis CBS 781.70 is the source of this 5208-nucleotide messenger RNA. RefSeq lists its product as uncharacterized. Bases 111 to 5096 code for a protein of 1661 amino acids. Gene Ontology annotation, molecular function: guanyl-nucleotide exchange factor activity. The record is from RefSeq and is a predicted model, not a curated record. The transcript is spliced from 3 exons. Lineage: Eukaryota; Fungi; Ascomycota; Dothideomycetes; Eremomycetales; Eremomycetaceae.